Messenger RNA from Rhipicephalus sanguineus (brown dog tick), 3885 nucleotides. Its product is annotated as SUN domain-containing protein 1. The transcript has 16 exons. Gene Ontology annotation, biological process: nuclear envelope organization. Lineage: Eukaryota; Metazoa; Arthropoda; Arachnida; Ixodida; Ixodidae. The record is from RefSeq and is a predicted model, not a curated record. Gene Ontology annotation, cellular component: meiotic nuclear membrane microtubule tethering complex; nuclear envelope. Bases 607 to 2415 code for a protein of 602 amino acids. Gene Ontology annotation, molecular function: protein-membrane adaptor activity.
CGCGCGCGCGUCUUUCAUUUCUUAUUUGAAUCGAGACGUUCGCACGCACGCACCGCUUGCUCCGUGGCCCGUACGUGACGCCCUGCUUGCAGCAGUUAAAACGGCGCAUCUCGAUUGCAUCGGAUCAUCAAAGGCGACGAUGCUUCCCAGCAGUCUCAGGGCAACGGAGCAGUGAGCAGAGAGCUUAGCUCGGGCUCGUUCUCACCGUCGAGGCAUUCGACGCCCCUGAGACCGCGGAACUCUCUCGAGAUCGCCAGAAGAGGGGGGAAGUACUCUGACCUCUCUGAAGACGUGUCCCUGCUGUAUUCGGAGAUCAGCCAGACUACAACAACACAGUCAUCGGGAAUUCUGCGGUCUUCGGAUGCCACUGAGCUGCAGGCGAAGCAGGUUCGCUUUGGGCCCAUCAUCCGAAACGGAAGCCCUCGCCACAGCCUCUACAGUGAUACUGACGAGUCUGAAAACGAAGUCGUCAGUGGCUGGGGCCUUAAGCAGGGAGUUCCAAACGGCCUGCACGACGCAAAAGACUCCAUCAACCUCGCACGAGGGCAGAGGGCAGCCAGCGAAUCCACCACCUCGGUCACCACUACGAUAACCUCUGUGACAGACAUGCCAGGUACAGGCACACCUCUGUACUCGGACACUGAAGACAGCGACGAGGAAGUCUCAACACGGCAUACCUACAGCACAUCUGCAAGGCGGCGAUGGCCACCACCUGCACGUCUGCCUUCAGUUUACGUUGUCAAGGCCAGGGGCGACGGCGAUGGCACAUCGCCCAUCCUGCCCACUUCUGACCACCGGCGGGAGCAACAGCGGGAGGCGUGGCUCGCAACUGCAGGAGUAGACCAAAGCGUCGCCAUGGCAGCCACAAGACACCAAAGAUCGAGUGUGGCACGAAUAGCUAGCAGCAUCUUCUUGGGGUUUUGGAAAGGAGUUUACGUGGUGGCAACGGCGGUGAUGGUCACUGACGUCUGGCUUCUUUCGAGGAUGACGCCGCAACGGCGCAAGCGCCUGGCCAUCUGGCUGUUCGCGCUCGUCAUGCUUCCCCUUCUGGCCUGGCUCUACUACGAGGAGAACGGCUCUUCCCUGCCCUCGGUGCAGCCUACGUUGGCCUCGGCUGGCAGCCAGCUCUAUGGGGUGGCAGCGGAAGUAUCAAAAGCAGUGGCGGCGGCAUUGGCGUCCUGGAGUUUUCCACCGGCGUGGCUUUCGUGGCCCUCGGCAGGCACUCCGUCACAGUCUCCGGCGACUCCAACGGAGCUGAAGAAGAAGCAGUGGGUAGAGCCAGAGUCGCUGUCGGAAGAGCGCAUCCGCUUUCUUGUGGAAACCGAACUGAAGCGCCUGGCUCCGCAACUUGCCGCCAGCUUACGUGACGGCGAGCGGGCAACUGUUCAGAGCAGCGAUGAAGUCAGAGAGCUGAAGAUGGAGCAGGCGAGACAACGGACCACGCUCGAUCGUGUUGUCCACGUUUUGGAAGAGAGAAAGGACUGCUGCCCGGAUGUGGCUGCACUGCUUGCCGGUCUGGACUCGAAGAUCAUGGGCAAAGUGCUUGAGGUGUUGAACGACACCUCGGCGGGGUCACCUAGUAGCCAGCUGCACCGGUGGAUGACCGAAGAGAUGGACCGGCGAGAGGGCCGCUCAAACGCUGACCAGGAACGCCGUCUUGGCACCCUGCUCGACGGCCAUCGCACCAGCCUCCAGUCUGAAAUCGUGGCAGCCGCUCGCCUGGCCUCUGAAGCACGAAGGGACGCACAGGAGGCUCAGCAGGUGGCAGAAGCAGCACAAGAAAAGGUUCGACAGGCACACCAGACCGUGGCACUACCGACCGGCAGCACCGCCGACUUAGACACGGUCACGCGAGUGGUGAAAGAGGCCCUGUCCAAAUAUGAUGCGGACAAGACCGGUCUACCGGACUAUGCCUUGGAAAGUGCUGGAGGGAGUGUGGUGAACACGCGCUGCACGGACACUUACACCGAGAGGUCGCCAAAGUACUACAUGUUUGGCCUGCCCCUCUGGACUUUCUACCGCACGGCGAGGGAGGCUAUAUCGCCCGGCAUGCACCCUGGCGAGUGCUGGGCCUUCCGUGGAUCCCAGGGACACCUGGUGGUCAGGCUCGCACAGCCCAUCAAGGUGACUGCCUUCAGCAUAGAGCACAUCUCACGAUCGCUGGUCAGCUCUGGCCACACAAGCAGCGCGCCGAGGGAGUUCCAGAUGUGGGGUCUGGACUCUGAAACUGACUCGCCGGGACGACUGCUCGGAAGCUACACGUACGAUGCGGAUGGCGACACCCUCCAAUACUUCAUCGUUCAGGAUCCCGAGCCAGACAAGUACGAGUACGUGGAAAUGAAGAUCUUGAGCAACCACGGCAACUUGGAGUACACGUGCCUGUACCGGCUGCGCGUCCACGGAGAACCCGCGUAGUGAGGCGCCGGUGCCCGGCCCCAUCAAAGCCACGAGUGAUGGCAAGCUACGUUUCCUCGGCUGACUGUGAUGUGUGAUGGUGCGCUUGUGCCUUGGACAGAUUUCGUGCCAUCAUGCUUGUGGUUGCCGAAGCUGACCACGUACACGACUCCUAACUGGUGCGUCACUUGCCUGGUGAUGGGUACUGUGGGGCACAAAGUGUUUAACGUGUUGACUCGAAGCCCGGAUUCCUGUGCUGCGAUGCUCCGUUCCUCACCAAGUGCGUGUGAGCCAUCGUCGGAAAGCCUCUCGAGAUUGUACAGUCGCGGUCCCGACAACGGAGAACUACAAACGAUGCAGUCCGGAACGCUCGCUGUCUGGCGGAAAUCAACCCACUCUGCUUUUUUUCUCAAGUGUUGCGUUGUUGUGACGUGACGCGUAGCAGUGGGAGAAACGCCGAUCACGCCAGCACCGGCCUGGCUUUUUAAUAGAUCUGACCGCACAGGACAGGAGCGCUGGCCGAUGUUUGCAGCUUUUUUUGUGUGUGGUGGACGCACUCAGUUACUUGUCGUGAGGCAAGCGCACGAGCUCCUUAACAUUGGGCAUUUAGCAGUUCUUGUUGAGUGCGGUAGCAGUACUUCUUUUUAGCAAGUUGUCUCUGUCGGUUAAAAAUUAAGGAGUUUUCUUUUUAUCUUUACAAUGAGCCACUGAAAGUUUUAGUGCGCACUUCUUUUCAUUUUUUUUUUUUUUUUUAAUAUUCAAUGCGACUGAUUUUAAGUUGAAGGGUCCCUGAAACAUUUUUUUCUUUAUUUGUGCUUGUGUGACUAUUCAUACCGGUGAAACCUUUGCGUCUGUUAUUUAUGGCCGCAUCUUGCAAGUAUGCAGGUGUAGGCAUAUGGGCAGCAAACUCGGAGCUUGCCCGUCGUCUCAAUUGAAGUCACUUUUGCUUAUCUUCGCUUUUACUACUGGUAUGGAUGAAUUGCCAUGCUCACUCAUUGGCAGGAACUUGUUGAACUGCAAAAGUAAUUGCAGAUUUGAAAGAUUUCUAAACAAAUUCCGGUAUAGUUUACAUGGCACAUUCAGUUGCUAGCGAUUUCUGUGUUUGUAUAUAGUAAAUGAUCACAGAGCUACUCCAACAGUUUUAGUCAACUCUUGACCACAUGCCUGCAUCAUGGUUGUGCCUUAUGUCAAAGAUGUCUCUUGUCUUCAAAGCGUAGUUUCAAAAGUGAUGCCAUAUUUAAUUCUAGAAGCCGGAGUACAACCAAGCUAGGUUGUUCGUGUUUGAGUGCACAAAGUUCUGUACUAACUGUCGUUUGCACUGACGAGAUACACAGGCUCUUACGGCACAGAAUGCCUGAACAAAAAAAUGUACGCCUUUUGUUUUUUUGUUUGUGUGCGUGUUUUUGUUUUGUUGGCUUUCAGAUACAAGCUCUGAAACUGCCAUAACAGGUCACAAGUGUUCACAUCAACCUGUGGUAUGUUUUGUGUUGA